AGCGCUGCGGGCAGGGCCGGGCCGGGCCGGGCCGCCCGGGGCCCCGCGGGCGCGGCCAUGUGGGCGCUGCGGGCGCUGUGCCUGGCCGGGCUGGGGGCGGCCAUCGGCGGCGGGGCCGCGGACCAGUGCAGCUGGAGGGGCAGCGGGCUGUCACAGGAGGCUGGCAGCGUGGAGCAGCUGUCCCUGCACUGUGCCGAGGGCUCGCUGGAGUGGCUGUACCCCACGGGGGCCCUCCGCCUCCGCCUGGCCCCCCGCCUGCCGCCCACCAGCGCCGCCGUCAAGGGCCGGAGCCCCCCGCGCGUCACCGCCUGCAUCAAACCCAGCGCGACCUUCCGGGGGGCUCAGCUCUACCUGGAGAGGGAGGGGGGCCUGGAGCUGCUGCUGCCCGAGGCGCCCCGGCCCCACGCCCGCUGCUUCAGCUGGCUGCCCCACGAGAAGGUGGCGCUGUUCCUGCAGGCCACCCCGCAGCCCGACAUCAGCCGCCGCAUCGCCGCCUUCCGCUACGAGCUGCGGGGGGACUGGCUGGCCCGGCCCGCGCUGCCCUCCGCCAGCCUCGGCAGCGAAGGUGCGUGCCGGCCGUGCAAUGACACCGAGAUCCUGAUGGCCAUUUGCACUAGUGACUUUGUCAUCCGCGGCAGCAUCCGGAGCGUGUCCAACGACGCCGAGCUGCAGGAAUCCAUCAUCGGGGUGAGCGCCACGCGCAUCCACCGGCAGAAAUUCCCGCUGUUCCAGGCGGGCGGGCGGCCGGGCCGGCCCGUGGGCAGCAUCCGCACCCCCCUGCGCUGCGGGGUCCGGCCGGGCCCCGGCUCCUUCCUCUUCACGGGCUGGCUGCACUUCGGGGAGGCCUGGCUGAGCUGCGCUCCGCGCUACCGGGACUUCCAGCGCAUCUACCGGGGCGCCCAGCGCACGCACCAGAACCCCUGCGAGUUCCCCGUGGACUGAGCGGCUCCGGGAGCGCCGGGGGAGCCGGCCCUGCCUCACCGAGAGCAUCCCGGGGACACGGGGACGGUGCCCGGAGGGAGCGUGGCACACGGAGCUGGGCUGGGGCAGCACCCGCCGGCGGGCUGGGGGGUUUGGGGAAAUCCUGCUGGAAGGGAAGGGAUUUGCCCAGGUUGCCCAGGGAGCUGCCUGGGCGAGGGGUGCAGCAGAAUGGGGAGCGGGGUGCUGCAUGCUCAGGGGGUGCUGUGGGCACAGUGGGUCUGGCCAGACCCCGGCAGGGCUCGGGGCGGGUGGCCGUGGUGGCCGGUCCAGGGACACGGAAGGCACAGAAGGGAGUGGAAGGGCCAGGAGAUGGAUCUGUAAGGUUGGGGGUGGAAGGGGGAGCAGGCAGCGGUGAGCCUGGCCCCGGCACGGGCAGGAGCUGCAGGGCGGAUGCCGAGGGAGAGGAGAGAAGCUGAAGGGAGUGAAGGGAACAGUGAGGUUGGAGGAAGGCUGGCGGGGGAGCAGAGGUGUCCUUGGCACGGCCAGGGCAGGACCAAAGCACUGACACAGGAAGGUGCCACGGGAGCAGGGAGAGGUGACAGUGCCACCGUCCCUGGCAGCCCUGGGUGAGCAGGGCAGGCCGUGCCAGCCACGGGGAACUUUGGACCUAGGGGUGGGGGGCAUCGUAUGUGCACUAAAGUUAUAACGAUACCAAAUUUGUGACUUCUUUUUUAUAAACUAAGCUGUAUUUGUAGCGUGUGGCUCCUGUUUUUAGCAAGCUGAGCAGGAUGUUCAGUGUGUGCCACCUGCUCCCCUCUGUGCCAGCUCCAGCUGUGACCCUGGGGCUGGAAACAGCCCUGAUACCUGGACAUCCCUCUGUAUGGAAAGAGAUUUAUUGCAGUUUGCACAUUCUGCACCCCAGCGAUCCCCAGCACUUUGGGGUCCCUCUCCCCGGGUAUCCCUGGUGUGGGGACCAGGGGCGGGUGGCUCCGUGCUGGGUGGGUGACCCUGCUGGAGGGGCCGCUGUCAGCACUGAUUCUCGUCAGAGCCAGCGGCCACAAGGCCUCAUUGUGCCUCAUUGUGCCCGAUUGUGCCGCGGCAGCAUCCCAGCCCUGCCCUGCCCUGCCCGCUCCCGCCGGCCCCGGCCCCGCUCCCCUGGGAAUGCCGAGGGGGAUGGGACCGCGGGGCAGGGCUGGGACGUGGGAAUCCUGCGCGGGGAUGGGGAACAGAACCCCCGGUCAGGGAAGGGACACAGAAUCCCCAGCCAGCAAACCUCAGCUGGGAAUGGGGCACAGGAGCCUCCCAGACAGGGAUGGGACAUGGGGCACCCAGAUGGGAAUGGGGCACUGGAACCCCCUAGAUAUGGGACAUGGGGCACCCAGACAGAAAUGGGGCACUGGAACUCCCCUAGAUAUGGAACAUGGAGCACUUAGAUGGGAAUGGGGCACUGGAACCCCCCUAGACAUGGGAAUGGGGCACUGUAUCCCCCUAGACAUGGGAAUGGGGCACCCAGGUGGGAAUGGGGCACUGGAACCCCCCUAGAUAUGGGACAUGGAGCAGCCAGAUGGGAGUGGGGCACUGGACACCCCCUAGACAUGGGACAUGGGGCACUAAGAUGGGAAUAGGGCACUGGCACCCCCCUGGACAUGGGACAUGGGAAUGGGGCACUGGAAUCCCCCAGACAUGGCAA
Molecule: messenger RNA, 2611 nt
Organism: Zonotrichia leucophrys gambelii
Lineage: Eukaryota; Metazoa; Chordata; Aves; Passeriformes; Passerellidae
Gene: METRN
Product: meteorin, glial cell differentiation regulator
Exons: 4
Coding region: 58-942 (294 amino acids)
Biological process (GO): positive regulation of axonogenesis; glial cell differentiation
Molecular function (GO): hormone activity
Source: RefSeq, a predicted model, not a curated record